This is a messenger RNA of Eimeria mitis, 675 nucleotides long. Its product is annotated as hypoxanthine-xanthine-guanine phosphoribosyl transferase, putative. The record is from RefSeq and is a predicted model, not a curated record. NCBI's taxonomy places the organism in Eukaryota, Apicomplexa, Conoidasida, Eucoccidiorida, Eimeriidae. The coding region runs from base 1 to 675 and encodes 224 amino acids. The transcript has 3 exons. Gene Ontology annotation, biological process: guanine salvage; IMP salvage; GMP salvage. Gene Ontology annotation, molecular function: magnesium ion binding; hypoxanthine phosphoribosyltransferase activity.
AUGACAAACAAGGAAACCCUCGGCAGCGCCCCCAUCGUCAUCGGCGACGAUGUUCGCUACAGCCCUGAUGACUUGCUGCUACCCAAGCAGUACCACAAAUACAUCGAAAAUAUAAUUAUCCCCAACGGGAUCCUCAUGGAUCGCGUUGAGAAGAUGGCAUACGACAUCCGCAAGGCAUACAAGAACCGCGAGGUGCACUGCCUGUGUUUGUUGAAGGGUUCACGAAGCUUUUUCUCUGCUCUGUUUCAGCAUUUGGCGAAGUUGAGUUUGUAUGAUGAGGAGGCAACAUGCCCGCCUUUCUUUGAACAUUACCUGCGUGUGAGCUCCUGCGUGGGUACGGAGAGCACGAACCAGCUGAAGGUUGUCAGUGAUGAUCUCUCCUGCCUUCGAGGCAAAGAUGUAUUGAUAGUAGAAGAUAUUAUAGAUACAGGUCUCACACUGACAGAACUGCAGAAAUAUCUGCAGCAGUUUGAACCCAAGAGUGUACGCAUAGCAACGCUUACCCUGAAACGUACAGAACGAUCAAAUGGCCAGUCUGCUGAUUUUGUUGGUUUCUCUCUUCCAGAUAAAUGGGUUAUUGGUUUUAGUUUUGAUUGCAACCAAAUGUUCAGAGAUAUGCCUCAUGUAUGCACACUAAGCGACAACGGCAGAAAGCUGCUUGGCUUAAAGGGCUAA